Molecule: messenger RNA, 849 nt
Organism: Rosa chinensis
Lineage: Eukaryota; Viridiplantae; Streptophyta; Magnoliopsida; Rosales; Rosaceae
Product: glutathione S-transferase F13
Exons: 3
Coding region: 54-707 (217 amino acids)
Cellular component (GO): cytoplasm
Molecular function (GO): glutathione transferase activity; glutathione binding
Source: RefSeq, a predicted model, not a curated record
AGGACUCCCAUCUAGCCACACAAUUUCUCAUCUCCAUAUCCAUCACUAAGAACAUGGCACUCAAGCUUCAUGGCCUGGCUUUCUCAACAUGCACAGCUCGUGCCGCAACCGCCAUUUACGAGAAAGGACAGCAAUUCGAGCUUGUCCCUGUCAACCUUACUGCAGGAGAACACAAGCAGCCAGGUUUCCUAGCCAAAAAUCCCUUUGGCCAAAUUCCAGUCCUAGAGGAUGGUGAUCUCACUCUUUUUGAGUCUAGAGCAAUUGCAACAUAUGUGGCUGAAAAAUACAAGGACUCGGGUUCCGAUCUGAUCAGGCACCAAAACCUCAAGGAAGCUGCACUUGUCAAGGUGUGGUCGGAGGUGGAGUCCCAGACCUUCCACCCCGUAAUCUCCGCCAUUGUCUACCAGUUUCUCAUUGCGCCAUUGUUCGGACAGCAGACAGACCAAGCCGUGAUCGACGCAAACCUGGAGAAGCUCAAGAACAUCCUCGAUGUCUACGAGUCAAGGUUGAAGAGCAGCAAGUACUUGGCAGGAGAUUUCUUCAGCCUUGCAGAUCUUAACCACUGUCCCUACCUUUUCUACUUCAUGAGGAGUCCGUGGACUUCGGUGGUGAAUGAACGUCCUCAUGUGAAAGCCUGGUGGGAGGACAUUUCUUCAAGGCCAAGCUUCAAGAAAGUGGCCGAGGGAAUGACCUUUGGUCAGAAGUAGUAGAGUUCUAGCUAGCUAGCUAGCUAGGAAUAAGAUUUAGCUAGCAGGUUUUAUUGGUGUGGUACUGUGGUUUUGUUUGUUUCUCAUCCCCAUGGUUUCUUGAAUAACAAUGUUCUCAUCCAUAGUAGAUGUAAUCGCAUGA